CGCACCAACACGACGCACUGCUCGGGUUCGGAUAUCGGUUGGAUCGCGUCGAGGUCAGUACAAAUAUUCCAUCGCCAGCCGCUUUACGGUGCACACGCGACUCGUGACUCUCUGCGUCUUUUUCCCACGGCGGGACAUUCCGGACAGUGACAAAAAGACCGUCAGUUUACACCUAUCUUCCAAAGCCAGACGUACAUCAAUUAAGUCGUCCAAAAUGUCUGAAGUCAAAGCUAAGCUGCUUACCCAGAUUGCCGAACCGAUGACCUCGUCUGGCAACAAGGUCACCGUGGUCGGUAUCGGCCAGGUCGGUAUGGCCUGUGCCUUCAGCAUUCUGACCCAGAAUGUGUCCAGUGAGGUGGCCCUCAUUGACGUCAACGCGGACAAGCUGCAGGGUGAAAUGUUGGAUCUGCAGCACGGUUCUGCAUUCAUGAAGAAUGCUCACAUCAACGCAGGCACCGAUUUCUCAGUGUCGGCAGGCUCGCGGUUGAUCGUCAUUACGGCCGGUGUACGACAGAAGGAGGGUGAAAGCCGAUUGGACCUUGUCCAGCGUAACACCGACAUUCUGAAGGGCAUCAUCCCGAAGCUGGUUGCACAAAGCCCCGACUGCAUCCUGCUGGUGGUUUCCAACCCGGUCGAUAUUCUCACCUACGUAGCGUGGAAGCUUAGCGGUCUGCCCAAGAACCGUGUCAUCGGUUCCGGCACCAAUCUCGACUCGUCCCGCUUCCGCUUCCUGAUGUCGCAGAAGCUGGGCGUUGCCCCUACCUCCUGCCACGGUUGGAUCAUCGGUGAGCACGGUGACAGCAGCGUGCCCGUGUGGUCCGGUGUAAACGUAGCCGGUGUUCGGUUGGCCGAAAUUAACCCCAGCAUCGGUACGGAAGCGGACACGGAAAAGUGGGGCGAUCUGCAUCAGCAGGUUGUCAACAGCGCAUACGAAGUCAUUCGCCUGAAGGGCUACACCUCGUGGGCUAUCGGGUUGAGUGUAGCCUCGCUGGCUUCGGCUAUCCUGCGCAACACGUACAAUGUCCAUGCAGUUUCCACCCUGGUCAAGGGCGAACAUGGAGUGGAUGAUGAAGUCUAUCUUUCGCUGCCUUGCGUGCUGGGUCGCAAUGGCGUGAGCCACGUGGUGAAACAAAUUCUUACUCCAGAGGAAACGAAGAAACUGCAGGCAUCCGCCACUCUGAUGGCGCAGGUGCAGUCUGGAAUUAAAUUCUAAGCACCUCUGCCAGCCAUACCUAAUCUUCACACGUUAUUUAUUAUCAGAGCAAAAUGUAUGUUAAGCUAGCUAAGAACAAGCACCCAACAACCCGAACCGGGCGAUACCUUAGAACCAACCCCAAACAACCUAACCCAACCUUUUGAAGGAAUCUGCUGAAAGCUUAAAACAAGCACCCAAGAACCUUAGAGAGUAAUUCGAUCGCAUGAUUCGUAAAUGUCCCUUAAUGUCUGAAAAACGUAUGCUUCACAGCAAAUAAAAUGAUAGAGAUAUUAUGCAGUGCAUUCGAUUUUCAAUUGGAAGAAACGGCAUCAGGAUUAAGCUGAUCGGGAAAGCAACAACUGAUGAUAGUAGCCCUCAAACAUUGACUAGCUGAAGGAUCGAACACUUGAAACUCACAUUGCCCCACAGCAAUGUUGCGGACAUUGUGAAUGCGUGCAGUAGAAAAGUAAUGUUUAGGUAACCAUUUAGCAAAUGAUGUAAACUAACGAUGCAAGCGAUUGCAUGCAAAAAUACAAAACACACACCACCCUACCUCGAUUAGUGUUUAGGAGUCUCACAACAAUAUGGUAAUUUCGGUUAUACACAUCAAUUGGAAGCGAGCGAAUUGGCCACACAUUCGAACACUCCCCGAUCGGACAUUGCACUUCGUUGCGACCCGAGAUUACGAAAUUGUUGAGCUCAUGCAAUUCAAAAAUUUGAAACUGAUAAACCACAAAUACAAAAAAUAUACUCUCGUACUAGACAAAACUUUUGGAAUCGACAUAAGAAACAAAUUGACAAAUUUACUACUCUAAACUACAAUCUCUUUUGGAAAAAAAAAAACAAGUAAAAGUAACGUCAUAAUUCUACACUUGCCGUGCGCUUUGAGGAAAAGCCUUUAAACUAAUCGAAUACUCAAUAAAUUGCACCUUCCUACAGUAAA
Molecule: messenger RNA, 2138 nt
Organism: Anopheles stephensi (Asian malaria mosquito)
Lineage: Eukaryota; Metazoa; Arthropoda; Insecta; Diptera; Culicidae
Product: L-lactate dehydrogenase
Exons: 5
Coding region: 215-1213 (332 amino acids)
Biological process (GO): carboxylic acid metabolic process
Cellular component (GO): cytoplasm
Molecular function (GO): L-lactate dehydrogenase (NAD+) activity
Source: RefSeq, a predicted model, not a curated record